Molecule: messenger RNA, 1753 nt
Organism: Osmerus eperlanus (European smelt)
Lineage: Eukaryota; Metazoa; Chordata; Actinopteri; Osmeriformes; Osmeridae
Product: 5-hydroxytryptamine receptor 1E
Exons: 2
Coding region: 525-1661 (378 amino acids)
Biological process (GO): G protein-coupled receptor signaling pathway, coupled to cyclic nucleotide second messenger; adenylate cyclase-inhibiting serotonin receptor signaling pathway; chemical synaptic transmission
Cellular component (GO): dendrite; plasma membrane
Molecular function (GO): G protein-coupled serotonin receptor activity; neurotransmitter receptor activity
Source: RefSeq, a predicted model, not a curated record
UUGGGUUUGGUCAAUGUAGAAAGUGCCCCCUAGUGUUAGAAAAUACGUUUCCAUUGGUGAGACUGUUACAACCUCGGUAGGCUACAGAGAACAGGCAGAAAGAUGGGCUAAGUGUCUGCAUAGCUAGAAAUGUUUAAACUGGUUCGGCGCUCUUAAAUGAGUAGCUUAUACAUUAACAUCAUCAGCGGACUUACAUUUUCCUCGGUUAUGGAGUGGAUUACUGUUUUAGUGUUUGGAUCAUCAGAGAAGCUACUGUACGCAAAUGUGAGCACACCUGAUGAACUGUUCCAGCGCAUGCACCCAAGACCAGCGCGCAAAAAUGUAUCUGGCACCUUGAUCGUAUAGGCAAAAUCGAUUUUAAGAAAAGACGAUUUCAGUUUUUUCGUCCAACAGCUCAUUUAGAAAUGAUGACCUUCCAAGUGAGUUUGAAAUGAAUAAACGGAUGACUACUGACUGAGGGAAUAUUAUCUCCCUGGGUGAGAGAGAGUUUCUAUCCCCAAGUGGACACCGGGCUCUGCCCAGGGAUGGAGAUGGAGAGGUACCAAGGGGAAAGUUCCAUGGGGCCCAACAUCACUAACUGCACAGGGAUGCCCCCCAGCGCUCUGCCGGCGGCAGUCUUCUCAGACAGAAUGGUUGUUUUGGUCGUACUCCUAGGGCUCUUCAGCCUACUCACUGCGCUAGUCAACAUCGCUGUUAUUAUCGCCAUCUGCACCACCAAGAAGCUCCACUUGCCUGCAAACUACCUCAUUUGCUCCCUGGCUGUCACUGACUUCCUGGUUGCUGUCCUGGUGAUGCCAAUCAGCAUCCUCUACAUCUCCACAGAGACGUGGUCAUUGGGCCAGGUGGUGUGUGAGGCGUGGCUAAGCGUGGAUAUGACCUGCUGCACUUGCUCAAUCCUGCACCUCUGCGUCAUAGCGCUGGACCGCUACUGGGCCAUUACUAAAGCCAUCGAGUACGCCCGCAAGAGGUCUGCACGCCGCUCGGCCGUGAUGGUGGCCGUCGUCUGGGGGAUCUCCAUCUUCAUAUCCAUCCCGCCCCUCUUCUGGAGACACCGGCCUGGCAGCCAAGGCCCCGAACAGUGCAUCAUCGAGCACGACCACAAGGGCUACACCAUCUACUCCACCUUUGGGGCCUUUUACAUUCCCAUGACUCUCAUACUCAUCCUCUACUAUAGGAUCUACAGCGCCGCCAAGACUCUGUACCAGAAACGAGGCUCCUCCCGUCACCUGAGUAACCGGAGCGUGGACAGCCAGAAUUCUCUCAACCACUGCCGCGUCGCGCACACCCUCUGUGCGUCCGACCUGUCCACUUCAGACAACACUCUGGAGUUUGACAGGCUCAACGUCACCAUACGCAUCCCUUCCUUUGAGGCAGAUUUGGAAGGGAUGGAUGAGAGGAAUCAGAUAUGUACCUCCCGCGAGAGAAAGGCUGCACGCAUCCUUGGACUUAUCCUUGGAGCUUUUAUAAUUUGCUGGCUGCCUUUCUUUAUCAAGGAGCUUCUUGUGGGGCUCAGACUUGUAAAUCCCUCCCCACAAGUCUCUGAUUUCCUAACCUGGCUGGGCUAUAUCAACUCGCUCAUCAACCCUCUCCUGUACACUAGCUUUAACGAUGAUUUCAAUUUGGCGUUUAAGAAGCUUUUCAGACGGAAGGAGCAUGCUUAGCCAGUCCAAGUUGAAAAUGCUACCCGUUAGAGAAUGUAUGCAAAAAUAUUUACAUGCAGUGUGUUGCAUUUGUCCAUGCUACUUGUGUGAUG